Hemibagrus wyckioides is the source of this 13373-nucleotide messenger RNA. It is a transcript of the gene dlgap2b, whose product is annotated as disks large-associated protein 2. Gene Ontology annotation, biological process: signaling. Gene Ontology annotation, molecular function: molecular adaptor activity. NCBI's taxonomy places the organism in Eukaryota, Metazoa, Chordata, Actinopteri, Siluriformes, Bagridae. Gene Ontology annotation, cellular component: postsynaptic specialization; glutamatergic synapse. The coding region runs from base 372 to 3440 and encodes 1022 amino acids. The transcript is spliced from 13 exons. The record is from RefSeq and is a predicted model, not a curated record.
CUCAGUCCUUUCUGCUGCAGUGGAGGACUAAACACACGCACACACUCAUACACACCAUACACCAGUCCCCUCUCCUAUCCAGUCCUCCGCUUCACACACAUACCAGAGGGAGUGAAAAAAGGGGGAAUACGCAAAAAAAAGGAAACCCAACCGGUAGAGGAGCAGGGAAGAUUUGUUCCCCACAUGGGACUGGAUUUGGCUCAUUUCUACAUCUGUGUGUCCUCCUCCUGUGUUUCGCUGUCAUGAUGAGAAGAAGCAUGUGUGUGUACCAAUGACUCCGACACACGCACGGAUUCUCAGACCCCCCAUCUACCCCUUGGUCACCUUCCCGACACUUCAAUGAGGACAGAAACCUGCCUCGAACUGGGAACAUGAAGGGCUUAUCGGGCAGCCGUGGCCAGCAUCAUCAGCUCCCCUUGCCUCACACCCCGUGUGGCCUGGUGGAGUUUGAUCGACCUCAUGACAUUCAUGGCGUUCACUCGUCUGACAUCCGUCACACGUACCUGCUCAGCCCCACAGACAGCUGUGCCAUGGACUACCAGCACCACCAGCGCUACUCUCCUCGUAGCUCCAUUCACUCCGAUUGCAUGAUGCUUUCACCAACAGUGCUGCAACCCACUGGCACUGCCGACCACAUAUCCAGCAGCACAUUUCCCAGAAUGCACUACGGUUCCCAGUACUAUGACUCAGCCUCCCGAGACGACUGUGCAACCAUCACCACGUCGGCCACUUCUGCUGCUGCUGCCUCAUCAUUUGCCUCUCAUCAUGCUGUUAGCAAGAGCAAUCGCAUCCCCGCCAACCUCCUGGAUCAGUUUGAGAAGCAGCUUCCAGUGCACCGCGAUGGUUUCCACACAUUGCAGUACCAGCGUGCUUCCGCUUCCGAGCAGCGCAGCGAGAGCCCUGGACGUAUUCGCCACCUGGUGCACUCUGUCCAGAAACUCUUCACCAAAUCCCACUCCCUGGAGGGCUCAUCCAAGAUGAAUGGUGCUAAAGGGGAGGGUGGUGCCCAUCACCACCACAGUGGCCACCACUCAUCCAAACAUGGAAUCAAACACAGCAAGAGCAAGGAACGCAAGCAUCGCUCAGGCAGCUGGUGGAGCUCUGAUGAUAACCUGGACAGCGAUGGCACUUUCCGCGCUCCUGGCGGUAUGAGCCGGCAUCAUGCAGGCCAUUGUGUCUCUGAAUCUGUACGCCCUCACUUUGGUGACCACUCCCUCAAAACCUCCAAGAGCAGCAAUGAUGUAAAGUGUUCAGCUUGUGAGAGCCUUGCUAUGCCUCCAGAAGGAAAGUUCAUGAAAAGGAGCUCCUGGUCCACGCUCACUGUUAGCCAGGCCAAAGAAGCAUACCGAAAGUCCUCCCUCAACCUGGACAAACCCACAGUCCAUCAGGAUCUAAAGUCCUCGCUACGUGCCAGUCACUAUCUGCAGGUUAGAAAGAUAUUUCAGCAAACUGGACAACACGCUUUACUGAGCCAAUGCCUUUCUACAGCCAAAGUGCCUCAGGAUGAGUGGAGUGGUUAUCCGGGAAUCGAGAAGGAUGAGGAGAUCCCAUGUCGGCGAAUGCGCAGCAGCAGUUACGUGAAAGCCAUGGGGGAUGAUGAGAGUGGUGACUCAGACACCAGUCCCAAAACGUCACCUCAAAAAUCUGUCCGUCCAGAUGCCCUCGUUCUUAAAUCCUCCAUUCACAGACCUCAUAUAGACAGCCAAAGCCAAGGCUACCACUUGCAAACAUCGAGAGAUUUGCGCCCCCAUCCCGGUGUGUCUCUGGACCCAGCGACCUCCUACCACCCUCCUCAAUACCGUUCUCGCAACCAGAGCUACAUGCGUGCGGUCAGCACCCUCAGUCAGGCAAGCUGCCUCAGCCAGGUGAGUGAGACUGAGGUCAAUGGCCAGUAUGAGUCAGUUUGCGAGUCCGUUUUUAGUGAAGUAGAGUCCCAGGCCAUGGAGGCCCUGGACCUUCCUGGCACUUUCCGCACUCGAAGCCACAGUUACCUGCGUGCUAUUCAGGCUGGGUAUUCCCAAGAUGACGACUGCUUGCCUUCAAUGACAUCCUCCACUGUCACUUCAACUCUCAGAUCCACAACAGGGAUCCAGUUUCGCCUGCCUACUGCCUGUAAUGUUGAACGAACGCAGGAACCAACGCCAGAACCAGCAGUGACGUUCACUCCGAGCUAUAAGAAAACACCUCCUCCGGUUCCUCCACGCAGCAUAACAAAGCCGCUGAUCUCGGUCACCGCUCAGAGCAGCACAGAGUCCAUGCAGGAUGCAUAUCACGAAGGCCGUUUACCCCGCUUGCCCCGCAGCAGAGAUGCCUGGGGGAAAUAUGUCUCCACAGAGAGUUUGGACAGCGCCAAGGCACUCACUCUGGCCACAGAGGGCAGAAGGCUGGUAUCCACAGGCAGCUAUACAUCAGUGCAGACCUGUGAUAAGGCCAUUCUUGUGUCAAAAGCAGAGGAAUACCUAAAAACACCACGUUCAUCUGUAGGAAUACAGGUGGAAGCAGUCACAGACUCAGAAGCAGAGAGUAAAGUUCUGCCACAGUAUCAGUCAGUGGGCAUCCAGGUGGAGGGCGAGAAACGUCAUGGGCGUUUUAAGCGCUCGAACAGCGUGACAGCAGCAGUGCAGGCUGAUGUGGAGCAUGAGCUUUUCCGAUCAGUGGAGGAUAAGGUAGUACAGUUUGGCGGCUUUCAGAGGCACUCAGAGCCAAGCUCUCCUGCGCAAUACAGCGCCACACGCACUGUGCGCACACAGGGCAUCUUCACCUACCGAGAUGAUUACAGAGCCCAAAGCGGACCACCGAGUCCACGGGCUGCAGCCUGGGUUGAAGAAACAGAAGAAACAGAAACAGGCCAGGUGUCACCAGUGCGUGCUGAUGGCAGCUGGUACAUGCAGCUUCUGCACAAUGAGACCAAGCGCAUGGAGGCCUGGUGUAAAGAGAUGGAGCGUGAGGCUGAGGAGCAUGAGCUGUCUGAAGAGAUUUUAGGAAAGAUCCGGAGUGCUGUUGGAAGUGCACAACUCCUCAUGUCACAGAAAUUUCAGCAGUUUUACUGGCUUUGUGAGCAAAACCUGGACCCGAGCGCAAUGCCCCGACCCACGGCUCAGGAUCUGGCUGGAUUCUGGGAUCUGCUGCAGCUCUCUGUAGAUGACGUCACAGCCAAGUUUGAUGAGUUGCAGAAGAUGAAGAGAAAUGAGUGGAGAACUGUGGAGGAACCGGAAGAGAAGGAGAGAAAGUGGCCUCCUCCAACGGCGAAAAGGCCGCCUAAAGGACGUGGCCCUGGAUUGACACGUGACCGGUCUCUGGAUCUGCAGGACCGACAGAGGCAGGAGGCUCGCCGCAGGCUAAUGGCCGCCAAACGAGCUGCAUCAUUUCGCCAAAGCUCAGUCUCGGAGAGGGCGGAUAGUAUAGAGAUUUAUAUACCAGAAGCCCAGACGCGACUAUGAAAUGCACGAUUACUCAUCCUGUCACCUGCACGUGCUGCUAUUACACACCCUGUUUACACAGGUUCAUUCCCAAGCACCCUUAAUUACUCUUAAACACAUUCCUGAGCUCUCUAAGUGCACAUGUGUAAUCUUGAAAAUGUUUCUCCACUAAUCUGAGAGUCUUCUUCAAUAUAUAAGUGCUCUGGUUUUCUCUGAAACUGUCUGUGUUCUCUGUAUAGUGCACUACUUUGGAAGUGCGCUAUUUUGUAGUUAUGUCUGAAUGCACAGAGGAGAAAAUCAACUGCAUUCCCACAUGUACUGCAAUAGAAAGUGUCUAAUUAUUAAUUAUUCCAAUAUUAAGUAUCUGCCUUUAGAUACUGGUCUACUAGUCAUAUUUUCCACAUGCAAAGUCAUAAAAAGUCUAUGUUUUCAAGUGCUAUCGAUCACUAGCUAGUUGCCUAUUCUAAAUGUGUUUUUAAAGAGCUCUUUUCAUUAUUUAAAAGUAAUGAAAAAGGUGGUUAAAGAGAUAUUUAUGGCUAGUUAAAUUACUACUAAAGUACAGUACAUUCAGAAAAGAUUCAAACCCCUUCAUUUUUAUGUUGCAGCCUUAUGCCAGAAUGCUUUCAAUGAUUUUUCCUACAUCAUUAUAUACUCCAUACCCUAUAAUAAAUAACACAAAAACAGAUUUGUGCUAAUUUUGCAAAUUUAUUAAAAAGAAAUUACUGAAAUAUCACAGUGACAUGUAUUCAGACCCUUGGCAAUGACAGUAUCUCAUCCCAUUUCUCUGGAUGAUUUUUAGAUGGUUCUACACAUUGGUUCGAGUCCUGCUGUGGCAAGUUUAUCAUAUUGGACAUGAUUUGGAAAGGCACACCUGUCUUUAUAAGGUCUAACAGCUGAAAAUGCAUAUCAGAGCAAAAAAGAAGCCAAGGAACUGCCUGCAGAGCUCAGAGGUAGGAACGUACGAGAGAUGACCAAGAACUUGAUAGUCAUUCCGCCAGAGAUCAUGUGUGGAGAUGGUAGAAACUUGCAGAAGAUCUUCCAUCACUGCAACUUCACCAAUCUGAACCAGAUUGGCCAGACAGAAGCCUCUCCUCACUGCAAGACACAUUAUAGCCUGCUUAGAAUUAGCAAAAAAGCAACUAAAGACCAUUAGUCUGUGAGAAACAAUAUUCUCUGGUUUGUUUUGCCUCAGUUCCAAACAUCAUGUCUGGAGGAAACCAGGCACCACUCAUCAACUGUGCAAUACCAUCCCAGUGGUGAAGCAUGGUGGUGGUAGCAUCAUGUUGUGGGAGUCUUUUUCAGUGGCAGGGCCUGGGGCAUUGGUCACUGUGCACUGAGGUUCCAGUGCACUGAGGACCUCUGACUAGGCUUAAGGUUCACAUUCCAACUGGACAAUGACCCUAAGCACACAGCCAAGACAGUGGCUAAGAGACAACUCUGUUAGUAACCCAACCAGAGCCUGGACUCUCUAGAGGGAUCUGAAAAUACCUGUCCACAGACAGACCCCAUCCAAUCUGACUGAGCUUGAGAAGAUCUGCAGAGAAGUGAGUUAGCUGUGAUAACAAAGCUGUGAAGCAAAGUCUCUUCAACUAAGUGAUGAGUAAAGGGUCUGAAGACUUAUGUCAAUGUGAUAGUUUAGUUUUUUCUUUUUAAUGAAUAGAUUACAAAACUAUUUUGUUUUCUGUUUCAUUAUAGUAUAUAGAGUCUAGUCUGAAGUGUUUGUGGAAUGGGAAACAUAUUUUUAAGAAUUUUAGCAUAUGGCUGAAACAAAAAAAGGUGAAAAAAUUAAGGGGUGUGAAUACUUUCUGAAUGCACUGUAUGUUGUUUUUUGAAAAUCGGUAUAAAAAUGAGCUUCCAGUUGCAACUGGCACUUGAGGCGAGUCUUGUGCUGUUUUAUGAUGAAUUCUGAAUGCAAAAAAAGCUAUUAUAUAAUUGAAUACUGCUAUAACACUAUACUUAUAAUCUGUUUAUAUACAAUACUGUAAAUGGUGCUGCACCGCUAUUUUUGUAAAUCCAGAGGUCACUUCCUGCACUUAAAGCUGCAAUCACACAGCACUAGAGUUCACCAGGAAGUGGUCUAAGAUCACAUCCUUCAAAUAAUUUCUGUUCACACCAGGGAUCAAUAGAAAGGGAAUAAACACUGCAUAUGUACAUGUAAGUGUCCUUAUCCUGUUUAGUGAAGGUACUAGCAAACAAAAGUUGAUCUCUACAGUGAUUCAUGGUAAGUGUCUUCAAUCAACAUGACCCUGCAUUAGUUCAGUUUUUAUUUAAAAAACAAUGAAAUGCAAUGAAGUUAAAGUGUUCUUAUUAACACUAUUAACAGAUAUUGCCUCUAAGGACACAAUUUGUCCGCUGUGAUAUUGCAACUGAAUUCCCAGGUGCAUUAAAAUAAACUGUAAAAAGUCUCAUAGGAGUAAAAGCAGAGAAUGGGCAUGAAUCAGUGUGGAAGAAUAUAAUGUCUUUUAUAUACUGUAUAUAACAUUGGAGUACUAGAACUGAAGGAGCUCCUCAGUCGAGUGGAGAAAUGUCUUCAAGAUUAUAAUACAACUCGAGUUGCUUUGACUCAUAACAUUUCAAACCGUCCUGGAUGACUGAGAACCUGCAAACCAUUGCAAAAAAAAUAAAAAUAAAUAAACGCAGAAUGGCAGCCCCUCGUAGAUUCAACUUUUAGAUGAAUCAAAGUUGGUCAUGGACUGAUAAGCAUAAAAGCUCAGUUUGUGCUUUCUAAGACAUACAGGGUGAGAAAUCUUACUAACCUCAUCUGCAGUGUGUGUGUCUACAGCUAAAGCAGCAGUUCAGCUUAUGGACAUGGUAAAGAAUGUAACGUUGGGAAAAAAAAAAUGGCACUUGUUUUGUUGGACAGCUGAGAGAGGUAACCUUUUACAUGAAUCAUCUCAAUUUGAAACAAUGCUCUAUUUAUCCUUUUACAAACUCUACAUACUAAAUAAAAAGAGAAUAUAUUCAGAUUUUAUAUUAUAUUAUAGUAUAGUAUAUUACACAAUGCAUUUUUUGCACCUCAAAUGAAUCCUGUUUGUAUUUCCAAGGGAAAUGUUGUUGACACUCACACGAUUAAUGUUGCAGUUGAAUUGCAAACAGAAGGAUGCGGCUUUACGGAUUCAUGCUGACGGACAUAAAAACCCCUGCAGACAUACAUAUACAAGGAUGAAAAUGAUGUGAAACAAGAUUUUGUUUUCAUUUGCAUUAUGUGCAAUGCUCCUCUUCCUCAAGGUCUUACCAUUUCUGAUGUAGUCUAAUGGACAUACAGGUACAAAGAGACACUUGAAUAAUAUUCAACUAAUGUCUAUGGUGCUGCUUUAUACUCUGAAAUAAAUUUCCUCACCCGGCCCUUAUAAUCUGCACAACACCAUCAUCAAGCUACGGAGUUUUUAAUAGAGAUCUUGACAUGCUUCUGAUUAAGCAUGUUUGGUGCAAACACGCGUGCUGAGCCCUCUGUCGCCUUUAACAAAAAUAAAACAAAAAGAAAGACACCCUGGAAAUGGGUAAAAAAAAAAAGACUUAUAAGCAUAUGAUCUUAAAUUUUUAAGGGCAUUCAUGACCAGGUAUGUGCCGAUAACUGUGCACAGGGUGGUUACUUUGUAUUUCCCUAAAAAAGGAGUCAGCUAGUUUACUUCCAGGCUAUAGCAAUGUUGCUAUAGCAGCCAUUACCAUAUAUUUUCAUUAGUUCUAAACUAUUCAAAGUUCAAUUGCAUGAUCAUAUCCAUGUCAUGAGACAUGAAGCUAUAAAACUGAGCAUUAUGUCUCUCUUCAUCUUUGAUAGGUGCUAUGAGGAAACAUUUAGCAAUCAAGCUAAUCAAUGUUAGCUAGGUAGCUAGCUAGCUGGGGUAACUAGCUAAGUGGCACUGUGGUGAAUACAUACUACGAAUGCUAGCUAUCAUCUAACAUUGGAAUAUAACAUUUAAAAAAACAUUUCAGCUGAAAACUAGUUUUAAGUCAUGUUUUGCAGUACUGCGUCUCUUUCUGCGUUGUUGCUGCAUUUAGAUCCAUGGUUAACGAAACCUCCAAUGCUUACUGGAUGAAUCUGUGGAUGAAUAUUUAAAUGAUAAAUAUCUGGCAACUUUUGUAAGCGGAAGAGUGUAAAAUGGCACCUUCUUUAACAGGGUGACAGCUGAUUGGAAGUUAAAGUACUGGCUCACACAUAUGCAGAAAUGUUUCACACAUAUAACCAAUUGGUUGUAUGAUAUAUCGCAAUAUUUAACAAGCACAAUAUUAUAACCGUGUAUGCUUUAAAAAUAUUGCCGCUCUCCCUGUGGUCCGUUCAGGAACAGGCUGCCCAAGUAGGCGGGAAUGAAGACUAUACAUCGUAUUUAUGCAUAUCUAGGCAUCAUAUGUAUUUGCUUCUUCAUGAGGGCAGUACUGUCAAAUCUAUCAUGACAAUACAGUGUUACGAUAUGACUAUAAACUAUUACAGAAUGCAAGGGAACUAUUAAACAGAACCAUAUCCGCCCAUGCCUCGUCAUGACGUCCCUACAUACUUGACUGCUGACUAAGGCCAAGUUCACACAGACAUUUUGGUAAAAAUCAGCAUUUAAUUGUGUUGCUGGUUUACUAAAGACAUGGUUGUUGGAGGAGAUCCAUGAUUUUCCCCCACAUGAGACUGGUGACGCUUUCAAACAGCGAACACUCCAGAGUCGACCUGAAAUAAGUGUCCAUGGAUACAAAAAUGUCCCUGUGAGCACAGCCUAAUUCAUGCAUUCAAAAUAUAUGAUGUUAAAAUGUUUUUUUUCCCCCUCAUUCUCUCAUAUCAAUAUAUCAGUUAUCAGUAUUUGAUAUGGAAAUUUCCUGGAAUUGUUGUAUGCUGCUGACUAAUUCAUGCACUGAAGACGAAUGAUGGUAAAGAACGUUUACAUGUUUUGUUUUGUUGUUUUUUUUUGCUUCUUUUAUGUGUUUUUUUUUAAUAGAAUAUUUUUUAAGUUAAAUCAGAUUUUUUGCAUAUUAGCAUAUUAGUCAGCAAGCUGUUGUUCAUCACACGCAUUAAUAUUUAUAUCUCAUUCUUACCCCCAGUAUAUUGAAUCUGUAUUAAGGGUGCAGUGGAAGUAAAUACCCCCAUUUUUGGCAAAUUUGAGGCUUCUGCUUUAUUGAAUCACUUUGUGAAUGUGGUGGCCACAAAACUAUUUUGACUUUUUUUUGCACAUGUCGAAGCUCUCACUGAGUAAUAUUAUCUGAGAAAGGAACAUAAAUCCUCACACUCAAACUAAUUAUAGACAGUAUUUACAAUUAAAUGCCUCAGAAGAGAGAAAUUAGAAAGACACUGGUAAAUGAUAUUUAAAAAUAUUUAUUGACAUUCAUUUAUUCACUCAUUCUAUUUUAAAGCAUCAGUAUGUAACUUCACUGUUAUUAUUAUUAUUAUUAUUAUUAUUAUUAUUAUUAUUAUUAUUAUUAUUAUUAUGUGGUUCUGAUUUCUUGCUGUGAGUGGCCUGGAAAACCUAAUUCAAAGUGACAGCUUGCUCAAAACUUUCACUUUCUUACAUCAACAAGGCUCAACCUUUAGGUCUAGAAACAUAUGAAUGUCAAUGGAUUAUAUGCAAGUUUCUUUCAGUUAUAUGGGUUUUUUUAAAUUAAUUUAUUUUUUUAUCAGAGCUGUCCAAUACCCCCAAAUUACAUACUUCCGCUUUAAUUGCUCAAUUAAUUGAGCUUGAUUUAAAUGAUUCUAUUUUGAUACUGGCUGAAUUAAUUACACUUGAAUAAGUUCAGCUGCAUGUCAGAUUAAAUAAUAACCACACUAUUUCCAGGUUCUUGCUUUGUUCCUGGCAAUUUAUCAUAAAGAACAAUUCAUGAAUUUAUUCAUUUACAAAUUUCUGUAUAUGCUGAUGACAUAAUUAUGGUUUGUGUUUGUAUUACAUUCAUUUUAACUUCAUAUCCAAAGUGUAUACAUCUGUGAGGCCCCCAAAGUGACAUUUUGAGGUUGAUAAACGUCUCAUAAGCCUCUAAUGAGCCUUUUGUUGAUGCUUGCAUCAGUGCACAGUAAACAACUUCUUACUCAAAACUCCCUGAGAUAUUGACCAGUUACAACAGAUGAGGUGUGAGUAGAGCGCUUGCUUCAAAUGUGUCACUGUUUUUUUUAUUCAGUUUAGUAUUAUGCAAAUUGUACACCAAUAUCAUCAGACUUGCCUCAACUUGUAUCAAGUUUAGUUUAGGAUAUCAGACAGAAUUUGUUUUAUACAUUAACUUUAAAUGACAGUAAUCAAGAAAAAAAGGAACACAUCAUGAACGAAAGGACAUAAUACAGUUUUCAACUUUAAUAGCAGCCAUUUAGAAAUGGUAGGUUACAUACAGCAGAGGACCAUCAGGCCAGUUUACCUUCUAACUAGUGGAGUUCCUAUCCCAGUGCCAACAACUCACUUUAUUCCUGCUGCAGGUUCCUAAACAUGUAGAAGUAAUUCGGGCAAGCCUAUGUAUGUCCUAAUUAUUGCAGUUAUUACCAUUAACAAUUUUAUACAAACGUUUACAAGGAAAUUUGUGUGCAUCUCAGUAUCUGGAAGACUUUUUUUUCUGCUCCUCAACAAAAUGAGAGAGGAAAAGUGGACAAGUCUGACCACAUGAGGUGACGAUGGCAAUUAGCACUCGGAAAGGAAAUGAUCACACAGGAAAACUACUAGUUCCAGUAGGAAACUGGUCUGCUGCUCUUGACCACUCGGAAGUAGAAGUGGAAUCACUUUAUUUUAUAGUUCCAGGCAGAGAGGUGACCCAAAGUUUGAAGAUAAUAAAAGAAACCUUAGACACUACAGAUUCAUUACAACUGGUUUAAUUCCAUUUUAAGGUAUAGCUGGUUUAGGUGCUGUUAUCUACAUAUGCUGCAUUAUGGUGCAUAAUAAUGAGAUUUUCACUAGUGAACACUGAAAAGCUCUAACUGGUGCUUAGUCUGUCAUACUGAUAUAUUUGAUUUGUAUUUCAUUUACUAGUUGUAGUAUUUUAACCCCUUUUAACUUACAGUAGUAAAUUGACGCUAAUUAGCCUGCUAUAUAUCAAUUGCUGAAAUUUUAAACUAGCUCUCUGAAUCCAAUCUCACCCACCCAAGAGAAAAUGAAAUCAUCUCAGUAUAUCACUUACCUGUUUGCAGGCAGGAACAUGCAUUACAGUUAUUUGGCAAAUUACAGAUGCUUUUUACUGAAAAUAUCACAAUGGAAUGCUAGCAUAGGUCUACAGUCUGCAAAGUUUUUAUAAAUAAAAGCCUUGUGGCUAAUAAACUUAAAUCUGUCUUGAUGUGGCUCUCAGAUGCACAACUGUGUGUCGCUGGCAGCCUUUUUUUAGUCUCUUCUUUCUUUUUUUUUUUUUCCUUUACUACAUUAUCUUUAUUGCCCUUUUAUUAACCUUCAAAGUGAUUCAGCUAAAUUUCUCUGUUGUUACCUACAUUACAGUGGCCUUGAAUAAAUAUUCACCCUUUUUGAAAAUUUCAACAUUUUGUUACGACCUGAAACUGAAUCUAAUUUAAUCAUGAUUAUGAGUAUAUGGCCAUUAUAAAGAAGUGAAGAGAAAACUAAAACUAAAACAACAUUUAUUGUUUUUUUCAUUAUUAUUAUUUUAAAAUUUAUUUUAUGCAAAUCAUAGCAAGAACCUAAUUAAUUAAACUAAUUUUUAUUGGAUGACGUGAGAUCCUCUAUCACUUCUAUGUUUGGCACUGAUGGCAUAAAUGUUGUAGGCUGCCCACAUUUCUAGAACUUCCCUAGUUGGGUUAAAAGAAUUUAAAAUUAAAUCAACAAAUUAAAGCAACAACAACAAUAACAACUGUACACAUCCUGUACAAAUACUAUGAGCUCCAGCUAUAGAUUUCAGACAAUAUCAUUAACAAAGCAUGUGAGAGAAGCUUCAAUGAACCAGUCCUUAAAAUUGAGUCACACUACCACAAAUUUAUGAUAUACACAAUAGCCAUAUGAAGUCAGAUAUUUAGUGGAGUCCAUUGUGUGUCAUAUGAACAUGCCAACUGAAAACACUACAAAAUGUAGGAAAGUUCAAGGGGGGUGAAUACUUAUGCAAAGGUGAAUUAAUGGUGCAUAAGGUUUUAAGUCAUAAGCCAAUGAAAAGUUUAUAACUGGUGCUUAAACUAUAUUGAAGUAAUAUAUUGAAUUCCACACACUUUGUUAAAUCCUCACCAAACUGGGAACGCCAAAAUCCCAGAAUCCUCAUCUGACAACCAAACCAACUCCAUUGACUCAUUCCACUAGUUCGAACUCCCUUACCAUCUGAUUCAGCUUUACCCGUGGCCCAUUCCAGCCUCAUUCACACAUACAUAAAUGCAUCACUGUUUCAUUCAGUACUAGGUCUGGUUUGCUCGUUCUAUCCUUCAUUGCUAAACCUUUUCAAUUGGUGAGUUUUUCAGAAUUCCAUGUAUGACCCUUGCCUUGUUUCUCCUUGUUUUGUACUGUUGAUCAUACACAUUUCUCUUAAAUCAUAUUGACCAUGAACUGAUUUUAUUUCUCAUUUUCUCAUUUUCAUAAAUAAACUCUGUUAUUUCCUCCACUAUUCUGUCAGUGUCUAUCCUACUUACUUACAUUAUUCUAUCACCCAGUGAUGAGACAGUGAAAGCAUGCACAGUAGAUAAUCCCAUAAACACACUUUAUUGAUGAGUGUGGCAUGUUUUCAUCUUAAAAUGAAACGAUUUCAAGUGCAUAAUUAAAACCCUGUAUGAAUAAUACACUCAGCUCAAACUAGUAAUAUAGCAUAUCUCAUAUAUUUCUUCUUUAACCUUUCUUAAUGUCUCUCUCAUCUUCAUCACAGGGACGUGUUUUGUUGUGAGGUUAGUAUUUCCAUGUAUAUUUCUGUGCUCCUUGUUAAGUUUUACUGUGUGCGUAUUGCAGUUCUUUAAGUUCGAUGUGAAAAUGGGUUCCCUAAAGGCCACAUAUAUGGAAAUAUUCAAGAAGGAAUUCAUUGGUAUCCAUAUAUGCAAAUGUAGUUUCACAGAUUUCAGCUAAUUAAUAUGAGCUAAUCUGACAGGGUUUCUGAGUGCGAUCAGAAAACCUAAUCUGAUGACUGAGUGUAUGCUAAGAAAUUUUUGAAGAGCAUCUUUGAGUUCUUAUAUGGGCUUAUAAAGAUAUGUUUACCAGCUUGACCUGCUCUUGGAGUUGUGUCUCAAAUCCCACACUUUGUGUACUUUUAAUGUAAGCAGUGAGUAAUGUUCACACUGGGAAACUUAGCAGACGAUCACAGAGAAACGAAGGCAGUCAUAGCUUAUUUAACAUAUAUGAAUUGAAUUAAGGAGGUGAAACCAGCAGAGGCUGCAGUGAAAUGAAAUGGUCAAAAUGGCUGACAUGCGAUAUUUAUGCGUGAUUGUUGCUGUAGAGGCUGUUCUUAUGAUCCAGUAUUGUAUGCUAACAGACAGAAAUCUUUAUGUUUAGCACAAAAUAUGGCAUUUCAUUUGUUAGUUUUUUUGUUUGUACGUUUCUUCAAAAAUCUGGAUAUCAGAUAAACAAGUGCAGAGUGUGUGAUUUGAGACAUAGCCCAGCGGUGUAUAGGCUUGUUCUUUAGCAAUAACUCCACCGUGCACACAUAUGCGAGAGAGAGAGAGAGAGAGAAAAUCUUUUGCAUUUUUUACGUAUUCAACAGUCCUGGAGAAAAUGGGAAAUAGUUUUUCUCUUUUUGAAAUGAAAAGAGGUGGUUAAAAGUACUUAGAGGAUGAAAUAGUGUCUAGUACUUUAAAUCAUACAGAUCUUAUUCCAAAAUGGCUCCUGUUCUUGUGGCUGUCUGGAUUUUAUUUUAUUUUUGGAUUAUUUUUCAACAGAAGACACAUACAGAAUGUACAGCUCACUGGUUAAAAACUAUUUUGUUAUUUUACAUGCAGUUGCAGUAUUUAUUAAUAAUUUAUUAUUCACUCAUCUCUCUGAUAGUGACAUUCACGUUUUAUGGGAUAUGUUGGACUAUAAGUUGUUCUUCCUGGUUGCCAGAUUUGAUCAUAAUGAAUAACUGAUUAUUGAUUUUGUUGUAAAUGGAAGUGAAAUUAAA